GGGUGAGGAGCGACUGGGGGGGGACCGGGGGGGUCCCGGGUCGGGGGCGCCGCAGCUCCGGGGAGGCCCCGGCGGUGGGGGCGGGGCGGCGCCCGCUAAGCCCCGCCCACAGGGAGGGGCGAUGGCCACGCCCACUCCGCGCUGCCCCAUUGUACGCCGGGAGAGGAGGGGCGUGGUCUGCGUCCAGAGGGCGUGGCCUGACGGAGACGCGGCCAAUCGGGGUGAGGGGGCGUGGCCGGCGCCGAGCGCAUCCUACCAGGAGAAGGGGGCGUGGCUUGGCGGUUAAAGGGGCGUGGCUCGCACGGGGGCGCGGCGGGGGCGGGACUUCCGGGCGCCGCCCAGAUGUCACCGCAGCUCCGCACCGCCGCCGUUCCGCGGCUCCGCGCCCCCCGCCCGGCCCCGCCAUGCGGCGCCCGCCGCCAUGAGCCGGAAGCGGAGCGGCUUCGCCAUUACCAGCGUGCGCGGCGGGGGGGCCGGCUCCGAUCCCGAAGCGGAACACGCUGAGCCCGGAGCCCCCGGGCCGUCCCGGUUCCGCCUGGUGCGGCUACCGGCCGCGGGUGAAACGCUGCGGCGCGGCCGGUGGAUCUGCAGGGAUUUCUACGAGCGGGAGGCGGCGGGGUCCGUCCGGGUGCCGCUGUCCCUCGGCUCCGCCCCGCAGCGCCCCGCCCAGCCCGGCCCCGCGCAGCUGCCCCGCUCCUGGGGGCACGACGGGCGAGAGGCGCUGCCCCGCCCCCCCCCGCCCCCGCCGCACGGACACCGCCCCGGGGGCGGCACCGAAGGGCUCAGCGCGCGUCUGGGGCUGGCGGGAGCCGGGAUCGGCGAAGACGGCUCCAGCAGCGGCGUCAGCGCCAUUGACAACAAGAUCGAGCAGGCCAUGGACCUGGUGAAGAGCCACCUGCUGCUGGCUGUGCGUGAGGAGGUGGAGCUGCUGCGGGAGCAGAUCAAGGAGCUGAGCGAGCGGCGGGCGGUGCUGGAAAGGGAGAAUGGAGCCCUCAGGGCCAUCGCCACCCCCCAGCAGCUGGCCCGCCUGCAGCCCCCCCCGCCGUGAACCUCUGCCCCGUUGCUACGGGGCUGCCAUUGUGCCAUGGGCUGUGCCAUUCUCAGGGCUUGAGUGGGAUUGUGGUGGUGGGGGGGGUGGGGGGCUGUACCCCAUAAUCCCAUCUCAGCGCAUCUCUGCUGCUUUGUUUUUAUAGCAUAGAGGAGGACGGGGGAGGGGAGGGGGCGUGGUGUGCUGGGACGACGCCCCCACCCUUCCUCCCCCUCUCCCCCCCCCCCAGUCUUGGUUUGGGGCCUUUUGUAAUAAAAACGCACCUUUUCCAGCA
This is a messenger RNA of Phasianus colchicus (ring-necked pheasant), 1322 nucleotides long. The record is from RefSeq and is a predicted model, not a curated record. NCBI's taxonomy places the organism in Eukaryota, Metazoa, Chordata, Aves, Galliformes, Phasianidae.